Molecule: messenger RNA, 1828 nt
Organism: Spodoptera exigua (beet armyworm)
Lineage: Eukaryota; Metazoa; Arthropoda; Insecta; Lepidoptera; Noctuidae
Source: the annotation of a GenBank genome assembly
CCAUAAAGCCAUCAGAGGAGUUGGCAGCGCGCCACAGGCGAAUAGUGACAGAAACGAAGCCCGUGAGUCAGCGGUACGCGGAACCUGUGUGCGGCGGCGCGAUCGAUAGACACUGCACCCCGCGCGCCGCCCCCGCCUGCACCUGCCGCCACCACACAGCCCGGCUCCUCGCCGCCGCCGACACACCACAAAAACACGAGAAAAUUCCUAAUAAUCAACGGCAACAUUAAACAGUGCUUUGAUCCAAGUCAAUUUUAGUAUUUACCCAUAACCAGUUCAGUGGUUCAAGGUCGGGACGGUCGACGACCCCGGUUAAGUUUAGGUGAAACGUCUACCUCAUACAGUAUCGGCUGGAACGCCGCUGUUAUUAUUUGUGUUCAUCUGUGAAAUUUUAUUUUUAAUUAUUACGUGUAGUGGGCAAGGUCGUGGUGCGUUUGCUGUGCACAAAUGUUGAAUCUUUAUCAUUGGAGGCACGCGCGUGCUCCGCGGCGGUACACAACAAAGGCGGUUGCGCCAGUCGCUCUUCGCUGACUUGCUACUCCCUCGGUCCGUGGAUGUGAUUGAGUCUGGUCUGCAGCCAUGGCGUCUAAAGUCCUGGUGCCAGCUGCCCCGUUCACGAAGCUCCAAGUGAAGAAGUCAGCUCCGGAGCCGACAGGCGGCGGGUUCAUCAUUGGAGGUGACCCGGUCGCCAGAGUCGCCCACCUGGAGCACAGCGUCAGGUUCCUACAGGAACAGCACCGGCAGAUGCUGAGCGGUCUACAUGCGGAAAUCGAAGCCUUGAGAGAGAGGAACAGAGAUUUGCAGUUCCAGUUGAUAUUCAACAAGGAAUCGUCACCUAAAGCUACUUCUCCACCAGCUGAAGAAAACACCGAAAACAAUGAGGCUAAGCUGAAGCGCGAGGUGACUCGCCUGGAGCAAGAGGCGUCCGCUGCCCGCAGCGAGGCGAAGGCUGCAGAAGCCCGAGCGCUGCAACUGCAGCUGCUCGUAGACGCGCAAACUGAAAAGCUGCGUGCGCUGGAGGUGUGUUCGUGCGGCGCGGGCGAGGGCGCGUGUGCGCCGGAGAGCCGCGCGGAGCUGCGCGCGCGGCUGGGCGAGGCGGAGCGCCUGGUGCGCCGCCUGCGCGCCGACGCCGAGCGCCAGCGCAGAGAGUUACAGUGUAUGAAAAAUUCCCUGCACGCCAGUUUGCGCGCCAGCGGGCUGGACGCGUACGGGUAUCAGAACAACUACCACUUCCCACCAGUACACACGCCUGACUUCUGGCGAGAGCCGCUCAGAGACGACUUCAACAUGGUGGGUUCAAGAGGGCGAAGCACCCGGCGGCCACUAACACUGCCGGAACUUUCCGGACAACAGAUGCACCGCUCUACCAUCUAUGCUAAUAAUCAUACUCGUGAUCCGCGUCCGAGAGCCAAUGGAUACGACAAGAACAAAAAGCCGCCGGCCACUAACGGAGACGCUACCGCCACUACUACUAGCACCACCCCUAAGACUCCAGAAGAACCCUCAGAAAGCCGAUUUAGAUCAGUGAACGCGAGCGAUUUAUCGAAACACGAACAUUUUAAUAUGAACUCAAAAGCCACGUAUCCAGAGUUGAAAAUAGUUGUGACAAAAUUAAUAUCACACAGUCAGGUGAGCGGCGCCAGCACAGACGCGGGGCGCGGCCGCGCGCGCCGGCACCACCACCGCAAGCACGCACCCGACCACACGUAGGGGGGGGGGGGGGGCACACACACACACACACACACACACACGACCAUCGCACUCGUAUCGCUGCAGCCUCGCGGACACCGGCCACUCUGUCCAACCGUCGACCCUGUACUGGGUUCAU